AUGGCGCGAGGCGUGGACUGGUGCACGGGAAAGGAAGCUGUGCUGGGAUCUGGACCAAGAGUCAUGCCACUCCAGGCUGGAUUUGAGAAGGAGUUAGAUGCUGAGCUAGAUGCUUAUUUCACUGAGAACCUGGCAGAGCUGAGGGCGGCGGCCGGCAUUACGGCGGUAGAAAUAGAUGGACACAAAUCUUUUGAUCAAGUUCAAGUAAAAAUACAAGCAGCGAUCAUGGCUUCGCCUGCUUUUAAUAUCGAAUGUUGCUCUCAACUACGAAAUGUUCGAGCUGACGAAUUAGCAUUC
Messenger RNA from Brenthis ino (lesser marbled fritillary), 297 nucleotides. Lineage: Eukaryota; Metazoa; Arthropoda; Insecta; Lepidoptera; Nymphalidae. The record is from the annotation of a GenBank genome assembly.